AUGAACCGAACGUCUAAGUACUUCCCCAAGGAGAGGGGGAGGAAGGUGUCGAUACGGUACGAAGGUGAGCCGAAUGGAAGUAGCAUCAGGCGGGUGGGGGGAGAGGAGCAUCGCUUGAAAACAAAGCGGGAGGCCACUAAGGGGGAGACAAGUCCUCAUUUUGUGAAGGGAGAAUAUCCCGAUGGGGAAGGGAAGCUCCUCCCUGUAGGGGGAGGCACUCAAAAUGGUCAAAAGGAGCGACUAGGUAGGCAGGCCAACCAGAAUGGCAAACGAGGCACCAAGCGAGUGCCCGUACAGAAGCACCAAUUGAGGAAGGUUGACAGUGAGCUUAGGAGGAAGCUGGUUAAGGUGAUGGGGGGGUCUGCUCCCGGUGAGGGUGCGGCGAGGUUGGACGGGCGAGUUGCUGAUGGGUGCGGCUCUGACCAGGGUGACGGCCCAGCAGAUAACCACUCAGAUGACCACACCGCUAAUCACGCAGAUAACCACACCGCUAACCACGCAGAUGACCACCCCGCUAAUCGCGCAGAUAACAAUGCCUCCCCCGCCGGGGGGAAGCUGGGGCACUUCCUCCGGACGUACGAAAGGAUCAGCCAAAUGCGCAGGCACAUCGUGGCGCCGGUGGACAAGUACGGUUGCCAUAUGCUGAGCGACAAAAGGGAAAGCGAAAAGGUCUAUCGAUUCCAAACCCUAGUCUCGUGCAUGCUUUCCACACGGACGAGGGAUGAGAGCACCGCCAUGGCGAUGCAGAAAUUGAAGGCACACGGACUCACCAUACACAACAUGCUAAAGACACCCGAGGAGGAAUUACAGAAAUUAAUACAAGCCGUAGGUUUCUACAAAAUUAAAGCUAAACAGAUCAUUCAGAUUAGCCAGAUUCUGAGAGACCAAUACGAUUAUGACAUUCCACACACACUGGAGGGGCUACUAAAGCUGCCGGGCAUAGGGCAGAAGGUGGCUCACCUCAUUUUACAGACUGCCCUUGAUACACAUGAGGGGAUAGCUGUAGACAUACACGUGCAUAGGAUUUCUAACCGGCUGAAUUGGGUAUGCACGAAGAACGAGUCGGCUACUCAAUCCAAGCUGGAGAGCUUUGUGCCGAGGACCCUCUGGUCUGAAUUAAACAAAACCCUGGUUGGGUUUGGGCAGGUCGUGUGCAAGGCGAAGAGUCCCCAUUGCAACAUGUGCGCUGUGACGGACGGCUGUAAGUACUACCAGGACACCCGGGGGGGGAAACCGGCCCUCGGCGCGGAGUGA
Molecule: messenger RNA, 1254 nt
Organism: Plasmodium vivax (malaria parasite P. vivax)
Lineage: Eukaryota; Apicomplexa; Aconoidasida; Haemosporida; Plasmodiidae
Product: endonuclease III homologue, putative
Exons: 1
Coding region: 1-1254 (417 amino acids)
Biological process (GO): base-excision repair, AP site formation; base-excision repair; nucleotide-excision repair
Cellular component (GO): nucleus
Molecular function (GO): oxidized pyrimidine nucleobase lesion DNA N-glycosylase activity; 4 iron, 4 sulfur cluster binding; DNA-(apurinic or apyrimidinic site) endonuclease activity
Source: RefSeq, a predicted model, not a curated record